This is a messenger RNA of Serpula lacrymans var. lacrymans S7.9, 897 nucleotides long. RefSeq lists its product as uncharacterized. Bases 1 to 897 code for a protein of 298 amino acids. The transcript has 2 exons. The record is from RefSeq and is a predicted model, not a curated record. NCBI's taxonomy places the organism in Eukaryota, Fungi, Basidiomycota, Agaricomycetes, Boletales, Serpulaceae.
AUGUCUUCUGGUGAGAGUGUCCUGCUCACUGAUCUUCCAGACCUAUCUCCCAACAGUUCUCCCGGUAAUUCUGACACCGAAAACAAAAAUGAUGUCCCCCCUACCUCUGACUCUGAGAUGCCUUGUGACAACAGAGCUGGUAUUUCACAGGGGGAAAAAUCCAAUUUCAUAGGUGCCCAGCCCUAUAUCAUACAUAAGGACAAAGGUCCUGUCCUACGCUCGCCCCGCUCGUUGAAAAAAGACACUACAUACACUCCUUAUUCUCGCACUUGGAAGACUUAUAAUGGACCAAUUCGAAAGAAAUUACCCUCUCCUAUCACAAAGAUUGCUACAAAGAUCAAACCUAUAGGGUCUUCUGUACCAAAACACUUCUCCCAACAUGCGGUAGAAGAACUUACGAAGAGCUUGUCUUUCAUGCUCCCUGAUAAGGAUGACCUUACUCCCGACAAUGUUCAGAAGGCCUUUGAAAUUCAGACAGCCAAGAGAGAGAAAUUACGGUGCAAAGUCCAGUUCAGUGCUUGGAAUAUCAAGCUCUCGUCAGGAAUGAUGGGCCUCCAUCAAAAUAUAUUAAACGCCAGCCACACAAACCUCAUAAAAGUUGAUAAGGAGGUUUUAGUGCCCAAAGGUUUUAUGGAUGAGAAUGGCAUGAGCUAUGCAGAUCCAGAUGACGACCCUCAUGCAGGCAUUAGUCCUGGAUCCCUUUAUGGUGACAAUGGGUGGAGCUCUGAUGGCAUUCCAGACAAUUAUAACUCUGAUACCAUUCCAUCCAACGAGUAUAAUUCGGAGUAUGAAGAUGAGAAGAAUGCUAUGGUCAGUCCUUGUCCUCAGAUUCUCGUACUCAUUGUUACGAUAACACAAUUUCCGGACAUCUCCUUUCCUUUUUAUUCUCCGCUUUAA